CACGUUUCUGUCCUGCAAUGUGAACAGUGCGCCGCAACACGUCUGCAACAAAAUGGCUUCUCCGAUCAUCAAGACGAUGACAGUGCUAACACGACCCUUGUAGAAUGCCUGUUGGUGAAUGGGAAGGUGUCUUCACACAUACAGCAGAAACAGAAGCCUUCACAUCCAAUGUGGUAUUUCGACAAGCGGGUCCGGAGUCUGUUGUUGGCAGUGUCUAAUCAAGCAUACUCCCUUUGCUUCGAUAUGCUUUACCGCCUUGGAGAAGUUGCGGUACUUGAACAUGUCAAAGUUGUGUGUACAGCAGUGGGGAAGGAAGGAGGUCUUGCCUCUUUGAGGAGCACCUGUUCUGUAUUCUUGGAGCCAUACAGUUAGGUGAUGCCAUAUCUACAAGCUUUGAUCCAGUUCAUUGUUAAAUUCAGGAAUCAGCCAAAACCUUAACCAAACCUCAGUAGGAGAUACUUCACAUCUUAGUGACGCUUCUUGUGAGUAGUUUCCAUAGUAACCAUGGAACAUUCCGAUUCAGGAAAAAUGGACCAUGAUGUGAAGGCCAGUGAUUCCGAAGUUGCCCAUGCGAACUAUUCUCCGUCCCACGUGUCCAACAUCAUAUCGCAGAUGAUCAAUGACAGUGAACCUGAGGACACAGCCUCUCCACGUGGUGAUGGGGAGGUCGAGACCGAGAUCAUCGAUGACACUGGUACCAAGUGUCACGUGUGUACCGUCUGCCAGAAGAUCUUCUACAAGCCGUAUCUCCUUCGGGUGCAUAUGGUCAGUCAUACCGACCUUAAGCCGUACGAAUGUGACAUAUGCCAUAAAACAUUUCGGCACCCAUCAUCUUUGUCAAUCCAUAAGAAGAUGCACGCUACUGACGGUCUUGUGACGUGUGAAAUAUGUGAGAGAUCAUUCACAAGUUUAUCGACAACUUCAGCAUCACAUGCAGAGCCACAUUGUUCAGCCAGCAAGGGUUGAGAAGGGAUGAGCUCUCCAUCAGAAAAGACAGAACAAGUCACUCUCUCACCCGAAACCGAGAGUCUUUCGUCAUCAGAAUCUUUUGUAGCUGUUGAUGAUUAUACGAAUGUUUCAAAAAGGGGUAAAAGUUCGGACAAAAAAUCCCAAUUUAGGUGCGAUGUUUGCCACAAGGUUCUCUCAUCUGCUUCCAAUUUGAACAAACAUAAAAAGGUACAUACGAGAGUAAAGAACAUGUGUACUCUAUGUGGCAUGACGUUUCCGUUCACUACUCAGUACGACAUCCACAUGCGCCAGCACAAGGGCUUGAAGAACCAGGAGUGUGACGUGUGUGGGAAGAUGUUCCUAGAGCCCGGCAAACUGAGGAUUCAUAUGCGUGUUCACAAUGGUGACAAGCCGUACGUGUGUGACGUGUGUGGCAAUGCUUUCUCACAGUCAGGUAGCCUGAAAUUUCAUAAACUGAAACAUACUGGAGAGAGUCCUUAUAAAUGUAACAUCUGCAGCAAGGUGUUUCGGACCCCGACGAGACUGAAAGAGCAUGAACGACUACACACUGGCGAGAAGCCAUUCUGCUGUGAAAUAUGCUCGAAACCUUUCAGGACAUCAAAGAUGCUUAGAAGCCAUAUGUUUACUCAUGAGAAGGAGAGGCGGAUGAGUCUAGAGGACUCGGGAUUGUGUCGGUCUGGUGAAGCUGCAGGUAGCAGCACCAGAAGCAGCUCGAUACCGUCGGACAGUUUUGUGAUGGAGAAUUCAAAGAACAUAUCAUCUGACUCGACAGAUGAAUCGCAGAUGUCUGUUUCUGACUCACAGAUGUCCUGCAGUCGUGCUGUAGACAUAAAGGGAUCUGCUGAUCAGCGACAGACGUCCUGGGAUGACAUGGACGAUGGGAUUCCGGGAUCUGAAGAAUCGACUUCAACUCUUGAAAGCACAGAUGACAAAUGUGUUUCUGUGUCCGCUGCAUCAGAUCGGCCAAGCUUUAUCAGUCACGGGACGGACAAAAUAUGGAAGUGCGACAUUUGUGGCCGAGCUUUUACAUAUCUCUCUUACCUCGAGCGACACAAACUUGGUUCAACACAGCGACGGCAGGAAGUACUACUGUAAGCCCUGUGAUAGGAUUUUUAAGUCGCUUAUGGCCUUCCAUGGUCAUAAGUCUUUCCAUACAGGGGAGGGCAAAACCAGCUGUGAGGUUUGUGGGAUAGAGUUCUCCAACAGCCGGAGU
Messenger RNA from Haliotis rubra (blacklip abalone), 2182 nucleotides. RefSeq names its product zinc finger protein 728-like. Gene Ontology annotation, molecular function: RNA polymerase II transcription regulatory region sequence-specific DNA binding; DNA-binding transcription factor activity, RNA polymerase II-specific. Gene Ontology annotation, biological process: regulation of transcription by RNA polymerase II. The record is from RefSeq and is a predicted model, not a curated record. Gene Ontology annotation, cellular component: nucleus. Lineage: Eukaryota; Metazoa; Mollusca; Gastropoda; Lepetellida; Haliotidae.